AUGUCUCGUAAUCGGUAUGAAGAAAUUCUUUCCAUUCUCCACUUCAACAAUAAUGAGGAAGCUGUUACUGAUCCAGCUGAUCCAAAAUAUGACAAAUUGUUCAAAGUGAAACCACUAGCUGACCAUUUUAGACAUGUGUUCAAAGGAAGUGUUACUCCAGAGACAAUGCAAGCUAUUGAUGAGAUGAUGAUCCCAUUCAAGGGUAGGCAUAGUGCCAAGCAGUACAUGCCAAAAAAGCCAACUAAAUGGGGCUACAAAUUAUGGUGUCAAGCUGGAAUGUCUGGAUAUGUCUAUGACUUGGAAAUCCUUGGGUCUCCUGAUGCAAAAGGUCCACCACCUGGUGUUGAUGUACCCAAUCUUGGCGAAAGCUCCAACGUUAUUCUGAGGUUGACCAAAGAUGUAGAAAGGAAGAAGCAUCAAUUGUUCUUUGAUAAUUUCUUCUCUUGCCCAGAACUUCUUGCUUACCUCAAGUUGCAAGAUAUUUUUGCUGUUGCUACGCUGAAAGCCAACCGUAGUCGUGGAUGUCCAAUUUCCACAGAGAAAACCAUGCGAAAACGCGGAAGGGGAGAUAUUGCCCAAUUUUCUGAUGUCAAGGCUGGUUUGGUGAUAUGUGCAUGGUAUGACAACCGCAGAGUUUUGACCAUCUCCAACUUUUUAGGCAAGAAUCCUGUGUCAAACUGCAAGCGUUUUGAUAGGAAGACAAAGAAAGAUGUAUCAGUUCCUCGUCCAGCGUGCAUUGAACUGUACAACAAGUUUAUGGGUGGAGUCGAUAAAGCAGACAUGCUUUUGUCUCUCUAUCGCACAAAGCACAGAAGUAAGAAAUGGUACCAUCGUAUAGCAUUCCACCUUAUAUCGCUUGCAGCUGUCAAUGCAUUUGUGCUGUAUCGUGAGGUUGGAGGUGAAGGUUCUUUAGUAGAUUUCCUUGUUGACAUUUGUAGGUGUCUGCUUGUAGAAUCACAAGAUUUAGGUGAUUCAUCCGAUGAUGAAGCUACAACACCACUUAGACAGAGAUCCCUUAGAGCCAAUCAAGUACCAACAAACAUACGUCAUGACAGAUGCAAUCACUGGCCACUACAGUGCGAAAAACCGCAAAGAUGCAAAUGGACGGUUGUGAGCGGAGAACUAGAUUUUUGUGCUCAAAGUGUCAAGUGUACCUUUGUAUCACUGGCACAACCUGCUUCUUGA
This is a messenger RNA of Paramuricea clavata, 1185 nucleotides long. NCBI's taxonomy places the organism in Eukaryota, Metazoa, Cnidaria, Anthozoa, Malacalcyonacea, Plexauridae. The record is from the annotation of a GenBank genome assembly.